GCGCGCCACCUCUUGACUGCAUCCCUCGUCUUCCCCCUCCAUCACACCCUUCGCCACGAUGAGCCAACGAAAAGUCACGACUCCCUCGAAAGAUGCGCAGAUGCAGGAAGCGAAAGAGCACUCGCUGCAGCAAUACGUGGACACGAAUGGGCAUUUCUCGCUCGUCCGGAACUUCCGGCUGGCCGACCUGGUCACUAUCAUGAACGGGGUCUGCGGAUCGCUCUCCGUGUUCUCCUCCGCGCGCUAUUUGCUGUCCAAUGACCCGGACUACCUGUGGGCCGCGCUCGGGCUUCCCCUCGCGGGCCUGAUCUUCGACUUCAUGGACGGGAAGGUCGCGCGCUGGAGGCAGGAGAGCAGCAUGCUCGGGCAGGAGCUGGACAGUCUGGCUGAUCUGAUUUCCUUCGGUGUCGCUCCCGCGCUCGUGGCCUUCACCGUCGGCCUGCGCACCUACCUCGACACGGUCGUAUUGACUGCAUUCAUUUGCUGUGGUCUUGCCCGCCUCGCCCGCUUCAAUGCGACGGUCGCGCUGAUCCCGAAGGACACGAAGGGCAAAUCCAAGUACUUUGAAGGUCUCCCCAUCCCCUCUUCACUCGGCCUCGUCGCUGUUCUCGCGUACUGGACCAAGCAGGGAUGGAUCGAGGGACAGGAGGGCCUACCGUGGGGCACCAUCACGCUCUGGGGCGCAGAAGGCGGGCGGGGCGAAAUCCAUCUCGUCUCCGUCGUCUUCGGCCUGUGGGCCGCAGCCUUCGUUAGCAAGACGCUUCACGUCCCCAAGCCUUAGAGUGGAGGGCAGCUCCAGCGCCAAAAGGGGGCGCACAUCAUAUGCACGACGAGUAAUUCACGCUGAGGGACUGGCGUGCUGGUGGGGGAAGUAGGCCAGCGCGACAUGAUAACAGAGACGAUCUGACGACAAUGCUUCAAGUAAAAUACUGUACCCGAGGUUCAACAUCCUAUAGUACCGUUAUAUACCGCUAUUUCGUGUCUAUCUCGAGGGCUGGGACCGCCUGCAAUAGGACAAUGGACUUCGAGUUGAUCUUUGGCGGUGCGAGCGGCUUAUUCUCCCGAAAAG
Molecule: messenger RNA, 1069 nt
Organism: Schizophyllum commune H4-8
Lineage: Eukaryota; Fungi; Basidiomycota; Agaricomycetes; Agaricales; Schizophyllaceae
Product: CDP-diacylglycerol--serine O-phosphatidyltransferase
Exons: 3
Coding region: 59-781 (240 amino acids)
Biological process (GO): phospholipid biosynthetic process
Cellular component (GO): membrane
Molecular function (GO): phosphotransferase activity, for other substituted phosphate groups
Source: RefSeq, a predicted model, not a curated record